Neocloeon triangulifer is the source of this 2354-nucleotide messenger RNA. RefSeq names its product actin nucleation-promoting factor WASL-like. Lineage: Eukaryota; Metazoa; Arthropoda; Insecta; Ephemeroptera; Baetidae. Gene Ontology annotation, molecular function: microtubule binding; actin binding. Gene Ontology annotation, biological process: actin filament polymerization. The record is from RefSeq and is a predicted model, not a curated record. Bases 180 to 1739 code for a protein of 519 amino acids. Gene Ontology annotation, cellular component: cytoplasm; actin filament. The transcript is spliced from 7 exons.
AUCAUCUGGUUGGCCAAAGCAAACUUUCUACAAUCGUCGUUCACAGUUCACACCACACGCAAAAGCAAUCAGCUUAUAUUUUAUUUUAUCGCUUCAGAAUGGGCGUGUAAGAUCUUCUGACUGAAUCACAGGAAAACUUCUUGGUUGGUCCGGCGGACUUCCUUCGCUGCAGCAUAUAAAUGGUCGGACACAUGACGGGACCCCACGGAUCUGUGAGAAAAAUGUCGAUGCUAGACAACAACCAGCCACAGCCCAAAAUCCAAAAUAUCCCCUCAAGACUGUUGAAUGACGCUGAAAAUGAACAAGUUUUCAAGCUCCUCGGUCACAAAUGCCAGACCAUGGCAACGGCGGUUGUUCAGUUAUUCAGCAGCGAACCUCCUCACCAUUCAAGCUGGGUGCAGAGAGACUGUGGGGUGCUAUGUCUAGUCAAGGACAACAUCAGGCGCUCGUACUUCUUCCGGGUUUAUUGUCUGACGAGGAGGAUAUUAAUUUGGGAGCAGGAAGUCUACAACCACAUCGACUACAAGUCUCCGAAGCCUUACCUUCACACCUUCGAAGCUGAGGAUGGAAUUACUGCUUUCAAUUUUGCUGAUGAAGAUGAGGCCUACCGACUUCGAACGGCUUUGCUGCAGAAGAUGGAGACGAAAAGGCAGAGGAAAAUUGAAAGGAGAAAUCGCAUGUCCAUGCUGGGGCCUCCUCCAGACAGACCAUCGCCUGCCAGUCAAAAUGGUCCUCCACCUCUGAUGGCAUCCAAAGCCGCCUUGUCGCAACAUCGCAUGAACACUUCAGUGGUCAGCAAAAAUCGGAAGGAUAAAGACCGAAAGCUGACCAAGGCAGACAUUGGGCUGCCUCAAGACUUCCGCCAUGUGACGCACAUUGGCUGGGAUCCAAACAAGGGCUUUGACAUGGACAACGUGGCUGACCCCCAGCUCAAGCAAUUCUUCGACAAGGCAGGCGUCAAAGAGUGCCAACUUCGAGAUCCCCAGACUAGGGAAUUCAUUUACGAUUUCAUCUCUCAGCACGGAGGAAUCCAGGCUGUGAAAGAGGAAGUUGUCGAGGUGGCCCAAGGACCUCCACCCCCAGUUCCGGUGCGCACAGCCCUCUCACAACCUGUGGAACUAAAAAGGGGUGCGCCUCCUCCGCCUCCGGAUAGAAUUCGGGCCACUCCACCGCCUCCGUCGCAACAAGUCGCUGCACCGCCGCCCCCUCCUUCUCGAAACGUCAUUGGAGGUGUUGGAGGCGGCAGCAGAAUCGCGCCUCCUGCGCCAGGGCCGCCUCCUGUUUCACGGGGAGGAGGCGGAGGUCCUCCUCCACCACCGCCCCCACCGCCACCGGUGGCUAUGGAGUCGAUAGGCACCCAUUCAACUCCCUCCACCCCGAGUAUGCCUUCACCAGCACCACCUCCAAUGGCAGGAGGAGGUGGCGGCGACGCCGACCCCAGAACAGCCCUGAUGGAGGCAAUCAGGGGUGGAAGACAACUGAAGAAAGUUGAACCUACUUCGAACCCUGCGCCGGUUGUUGUUGACGCUCGAUGCGACCUGUUGGACGAAAUCAGGAGGGGCAAGGAGCUGCGCAAGGUCACGCCCGGAGCUUCCUCGGCGGUCAAGCAAGACAUGAAAUCGGAGAACACAUUGGCCGGCGCCCUGGCGAGAGCGUUGGCCGACCGCGCCAAGGUGAUCCAGUCGGACAGUGACGAAGAUGACGACGACGAGGAGGAUGACGACGAAUGGGACGAAUGACCCACGCCAAUCUUCCAGCCAAACGCUAGAAAGUGGACUUCCUGAUAAAUUCUGAGCACAAGCAUACAUACCAAAUAUAUUCAUCCGAAAAAAGUUGCAGAGCAGGACUUCAAGCUCAAUGCAAGUGUCCACAACAAUGGUAUUUUUGAAUGCAUUAAAUUAAUGCUAAUAAGCUUUUUAAUUUGGAUGUUUACAAUUUGAAAAUAAUGCCAAUUUUGGCAAUUUUAAUACAUCAAAUUAACCUUAUCGGCAAAUUUCUCAAUUUUUAUUUUAUUCAAGCUGUGAAAACUUAUUUCUUCAUCAGUUGGAGUCGAUUUGUGAACUGACUGAAAAAUAAUGUAACAAGGAGAAAGUUUUAGUGAAUUGUGUAGUCCCUACUCAUAUUUUUCCUCUUGUUGAUAUCCCAACAACUCUAAUAAUUACAUUAACAAAUUAUAUCAAAUGUAAACCAGUGAUGCACCUUGCAAAUAUCCAUAAUAAAAACAAAUUAACUUUUAUAUUGUGCAGAAAUCCUGAAAUGAAAAUGUAUUAUUAGCAAUUUUGUGAGUGUAUUUAAAAUGAAUCAUUGAAACCUAUAUUAAAGUUGCAAUAAAUAUAUACUAGUUGUUUAUUAUU